AUGAAGGAAGUGAACUUGGAGAAUGGAAAUACUAAUCGUCUCAAGCAUCCAUUCAAUGAUUUUUGCAAACAAAUCGGACACACCUCGAAAAAAUGCCAUAUCUUUUCGGUAGAGCCCAAGGAGAAAAAGUCCAAUACCCAAGCCGAGAAGACCAAGCCAUCUAGGGACAAGGACUCCACAAAAGCACCUGUGGUGACAAAGCAACCCGCUACCAAGGUGGCUGAUAUUGCGCCGAAAAUCUCCACCUAUGGCCAACAUACCUCAAAGAACAAGGAAGUGAUGGAGGAAAAGACCCUUGAAGCGGCUUCAAAUCGGGAGAGUUUGCACCAAGAAAAAGCCGAAGGCAAAAAGCCCUUAAGCGUGAGCGAUAGUGAUGAUGAUGAGGUUAUGGAGCUCGAACAUCCCGCUCAACCGAAAGUGGAGGAGCAACCCUUCCAAUUGGUGACUAAGAAAAACAAAAAUUCGAAGCAUGCCAGCUCAAUUCAGCAACAAAUCCAGUUGCAUAAAUAUAUCACACAUAACAAGACAGAACACAACGUUUCUCAAGUACAAGCACCACAAACAAGCAAAGAAAACAUGGCAUCAGAACACACUCAGCAGAAGUAUAGGACCCCAACACCAAAGGCAACUAUUGCCAAAAUCCUGCAUUAUUCAAGAGACUGUAGUGUGCUCCGCAUGCAUAAAUAA
This is a messenger RNA of Striga asiatica, 687 nucleotides long. Lineage: Eukaryota; Viridiplantae; Streptophyta; Magnoliopsida; Lamiales; Orobanchaceae. The record is from the annotation of a GenBank genome assembly.